GGCAGCAGGAGGAGGAGGAGGAAUGUGGGACCAUGUGGUGUUUAAACCACGUGGCCUACAUUACCGGAAGUAAGCAACUCUGUCUGUGCCAAGAUGUCUGCUCCCGACGACGACACGUUUGCUGAAGAAGGAGACGAAAUGGAGGAGAUGGACGAGGUUGGCAGCGAGGAUGAUGAAGAGGCAGAGAUGGGGGAGGAAGGAGAGGACACGGAGGCACAGAAGAAGGUGUACGUACCCGGCAUCGAGCCGCUUCCACCCGGAGAGGAGCUGGAGAUGGACCGCUCUGCCUACCGCAUGUACCACGAGUGUCAGACAGGUGCCCCGUGUCUGAGUUUUGACAUUGUGAGGGACAGAAAUGGAGACGGUAGAGAGCAGUUCCCUCUGUCCAUGCUGCUGUGUGCCGGCACGCAGGCCGACACGGCCAUGAGCAACAGACUUCUUGUCAUGCUGAUGCACAACCUUCAUGGUACAGAGAAGGAUGAGGAGAAAGAAAGCAGUGAUGAUGACAGUGAUGAAGAUGAGGAGGAAGAUGAAGAUAAGAAGCCACGGAUGGAGAUGACCAUGCUGCCUCACUACGGAGCCAUGAACAGAGUCCGAGUAACCCAGCGAGGAGAGCAGUCAUUGGCUGCUGUCUGGUCUGAGAAGGGACAGGUAGAAAUAUUUGACCUUCGACCUCAGUUGGAUGCUGUCCACAAUUCUGCUGCCAUGGCGGCUUUUAUGAGACAGCAGAAGGAAGCCACGCCCCUCUUCAGUUUCUCAGGACAUAUGGGUGAAGGCUUUGCGAUUGAUUGGUCCCCUACAGUACCAGGUCGUCUCGUCAGCGGAGACUGUAAAAAGAACAUCCAUGUGUGGGAGCCACAAGAGGGCGGAACUUCCUGGAAGAUUGACCAACGACCCUUCAGCUCCCAUAGUAAAUCGGUGGAGGACGUGCAGUGGUCCCCCAACGAAGCCACGGUGUUUGCUUCCUGUUCCGUUGAUCAGUCUAUUCGUAUCUGGGACAUCCGUGCACCCCCCACUUCGAUGAUCUCCACUGAUGGAGCUCACUCCUCGGACAUCAAUGUGAUCAGCUGGAACCAGACUGAACCAUUCCUCCUCUCUGGAGGGGACGACGGCCUCCUGAAGGUGUGGGACCUGCGGCAGUUUAAGACUGGACGUCCUGUGGCCAACUUCAAGCAACACAGCGCCCCCAUCACCUCAGUUGAGUGGAACCCCAUGGACUCCAGUGUGUUUGCCGCAUCGGGGGCAGACGACGUCGUCAGCCAAUGGGAUCUCUCCGUAGAGUCGUGUGACGUGGGCGCCAGAGUGGAGGAGAUGAAGGAUUUACCUCCUCAGCUCCUGUUCCUCCACCAGGGUCAGUCAGAGGUGAAGGAGAUCCACUGGCACCCCCAGCUGCCCGGGGUGAUGGUUUCUACAGCUCUGUCAGGAUUUAACGUGUUCAGGACCAUCUCUGUAUAACACCUGUGUGUGUGUGUGUGUGUGUGGGUGUGUUCUGCUGUAGUGGACAUCUGUGUGUGUGUGUGUGAGAAUGGACGCUGAGCCUGACAUAAAUGGAUUUUACUAAACCCUGAAGAUAAAUCUGUAUUGUUGAAAUUCCUUCCUAUAUAUUUUAUAAACGUGUCAGUUUUUAUAUCACAUUUCCCAGCGUGUGCUUAAAAUAAGAUGAUUGAAAUUAUAAUAGUUGAGGUUUAUUAUCACCUGGACUGUCCUGCAUGCUGUUCAGAGUUGUGGAAUGUUUCAAAAGUCUGACUCAACAGAUGGUUUCAGCUCAGUCAGAAGGACUUCCUGCUGUAAGCUAGCAGGCUAACCAUACUCCAUGAUAUGCUGCCAAACAAGAAGAAAAGACUUGUUGACUUGUCUUUAGACUAUUAACUUUUUUGUGUCAGGUCUUCUGUGGAAUGAUUAAAAAAGUACAGUCAUCAUUA
This is a messenger RNA of Cynoglossus semilaevis (tongue sole), 1922 nucleotides long. It is a transcript of the gene grwd1, whose product is annotated as glutamate-rich WD repeat containing 1. Lineage: Eukaryota; Metazoa; Chordata; Actinopteri; Pleuronectiformes; Cynoglossidae. Gene Ontology annotation, cellular component: nucleolus. Gene Ontology annotation, biological process: ribosome biogenesis. The record is from RefSeq and is a predicted model, not a curated record. Bases 94 to 1455 code for a protein of 453 amino acids. Gene Ontology annotation, molecular function: protein binding. The transcript has 7 exons.